GGCAUUGCGGGACGUAGCGAAGGGCUGGUUCAUUUUUGCAAAAGCAGGGAUCCCUGUGCUCGUUUGAAAACCACAAGUUUGCCUUUUUUGCUUCUUACCUUGAGUUUGCUCCAUAUUUAUGGCUUAUUUUCAGUCUAGUGCUCUGCUCAUAUUUUUAAGUGUAAUUAUGAGCCCUUGUUGAAAACACUUAAAAUACCCUCUUGACGAUGUGGGGUUUUUUUUUACCUUUUGAAAGUCUUUUCGCUGUUCCAGAGCUGAAAUGUAACUGGUGCUAGAGACGAGAAAAACUUUUUUAACUCCAAGUGUUAAUGUUUAUUAAUACAUAUAAUCCCAUGCAGGUGCUUAGAAAAAGCCUUCAAAGGGGGGUUGCGCUCUCAACAGGGUCCUUUUUGGUUUAUGAAGCUCACAAGCUGAUUUCUGGCUUUGCUGAGGUUCAUGCAAGCUUCAAAGUGGAAGAAGUUAUAGAGCAAGCAGACUACCUGUAUGGGAGUGGAGAAACGGAAAAGCUGUAUCAGUUGCUUGUUCAGCAUAAAAAUAGUGAUGACGCGGACUUGUUAUGGCGACUGGCGCGGGCAUCACGAGAUCUAGCUCAGCUCAGUAGUACUUCUGCAGAGGAGAAAAGACAACUGGCGUAUGAAGCCCUUGAGUAUACAAAAAAGGCACUUGAAAAAAAUGAAUCAAAUUUUGCAGCGCACAAGUGGUAUGCAAUUUGCCUCAGUGAUGUUGGAGAUUUUGAAGGAAUCAAGACGAAAAUUGGAAAUGCCGUUGUUAUCAAAGAGCACUUCCAGAGAGCCAUUGAACUGAAUCCAAAAGAUGCUACAACAAUUCAUCUUAUAGGCAUUUGGUGUUAUUCCUUUGCUGAAAUGCCAUGGUACCAAAGAAAAAUAGCUGCAACGCUAUUCGCCACACCACCAACAUCCACAUUUCAAGAGGCUCUUCAUUACUUCCACAUGGCAGAGGAAGCUGACCCAAAUUUCUACAGCAAAAAUUUGCUCUUUUUGGGGAAGACUUACUUGAAGUUAAACAAUAAAAAGAUGGCUCUUCUGUGGUUAACCAAAGCGAAGGAGUAUCCUGCACAUACAGAAGAGGACAAACAGGUACAGAAAGAAGCUUUGGAGUUGCUUAAUUCUAUCUAACAAGAAACAAGAUAAUGGGAAUUCAGUGCCUCAGGUUUGAGCAGCAUAGGAAAAAGACCCUAAAUACUACUUCUGUUUAUUGAAGCUGUUAAUAAAAGUAUAGCCUAAAUCUGCUAUCUCCAUCUUGUUUUAAUUAAACUGUCAACUAGA
This is a messenger RNA of Gavia stellata (red-throated loon), 1286 nucleotides long. RefSeq names its product regulator of microtubule dynamics 1 (gene RMDN1). Gene Ontology annotation, molecular function: microtubule binding. The coding region runs from base 309 to 1136 and encodes 275 amino acids. Gene Ontology annotation, cellular component: cytoplasm; spindle microtubule; mitotic spindle pole. NCBI's taxonomy places the organism in Eukaryota, Metazoa, Chordata, Aves, Gaviiformes, Gaviidae. The transcript has 9 exons. The record is from RefSeq and is a predicted model, not a curated record.